Molecule: messenger RNA, 1703 nt
Organism: Trichobilharzia szidati
Lineage: Eukaryota; Metazoa; Platyhelminthes; Trematoda; Strigeidida; Schistosomatidae
Source: the annotation of a GenBank genome assembly
UUCGAAAAUGUUCACUUAUAAGGUUUAAUAUCAUAAACACAAACUGAAUAAUAAAUAACUUAAUAACUACAACUUCAAAUGCUUUAAAGUUGCUCUACAAUCACCUCAAAAUAAUGUCUUUAAAUUUUUCAAAUGUACAAGUAUCGCAUGAAAUUAAAUUCCCGCCUGAUGAAUGUUCAAUCCAUGUGAAAAAUAUGGAACAUGCAGUUGGAUUUCUACGUGGUUAUAUUAGUCCUAUAAUUGUCCUAUUCGGUGUAUUUGGAAAUAUGUCAGCAUUUUAUUUAUUUUUAACGCAUAAACCAUUUAAUCGUUUUUCAAUUUAUGUUAUGACACUAGCUAUCUCCGACAGUCUUGUCCUCAUAUCGAAUACAUUUUUGGAUGAUUUUCUCGGUCGUGGAUUAUACUAUCUAACAAAUGAAAGAAUUAUGAUAAAAUUAGACACCUACUCAUUAACAUCAUGUCGUAUCAUGGAGUUGAUUGGUUGUUGGUUUGUAUUCAAUUCCGGUUGUCUACUUGUAGCAUUCAGUAUAGAUCGAGUGAAUUGUUUAUUUUGGCCGCUGAGAUGUCGAUCAGACGGCGGAAUUGGUAUAGCAACGUUGGCUUGUAGUUUUAUUAUUGUCAUUGGGUUUAUUUUAAGUAUCCCGUAUGCAAUGUUACAAAAAUUAACUGAUAAGACUUCAUCGUCAACAUCAUCAUCAGUGGAGACAACGAUAAAUACUACUACUACUACUUUUUAUGCAAAUAUUAGUAGUACAGGUAAUAUUACUGCAAAUAAUGAGAUGCAAUUGUAUAAUUUAUACUCAUUUAAUUGUUCAAAUUGUACUACUACUACUCAUCAUAUCGAAAUGCCAAUGAAACAUGAGAGUCCCUCGACUUCGUUAGCCUGUGCUCUGGCAACUGACAAUCAAUUUGGAGGGAAAGAACUACUCUCUUUUGUAUUUAGUACUGUAUUAACUUAUAUGGUUCCAUGUAUUCUACUCGUAUUUAUCAAUUCAAUCAUUCUGAUUAAAUUAAUUAGUGUUAAAACACGUCGACGUAUACUCUGCAAAAGAGAACAUACAAAUGCACAUUUAAUCAAUUGGACUAGCAAUGGAAAGUCAAAUAUUACACCACAGAAUGAUCCAACAUCACCGACUAAAGCGUUAACAUCUGCACUGGCUACAAUGCUAUUAAAGCGUCGAAGACAUACUAUUCUAGAAGAUCGUAAAGAACUUGGACGAGUUGUAGCCUUGUUAUUAUUAUCAUGUUUUUAUUUAUGCUUUACAUUUCCAGUGAGUAUAAGUUUAACAAUACGUGCUAGUUUAAAUGAUCAACAUGACAAAUGUGUACAUACACUUUAUGCACAUUUAUCAAGACUAUUGACAUCUAUAAAAGAUAUUAAUUAUGCACUGAAUGGUUAUACAUAUGCACUAUUUUUUCAAUUUUAUCGUCAUAAAUUACUAAAGUUUUUUACAUGUAAAUUUACUAAUGCUGCUAAUAACAAUAAUACUUACUAUACUCGUCGUGAUGGAAAUACAGCCACUGGUUCAAGGAAUAAUAGACGAAAAUCCUCAUCGACUACGUGAACAAUUCACGCCGAAAUUUGUUUCAAAGUGAAGAUAAUGAGAAUAAAAAUAAUAUUAAAUAACAAAUUUAGGUUUUUUACAAUCCUAUCAACCAAAACAGCAAACCACAUCACUUUUGUCUCAUAUUGAACACACUGA